UGACAGCUCUAACCUACUGCCACGAGCACCAGUGUAGCAAAAUGUCGUACAUGCAAACAACCGUGAUCUCGCACGCAAGGCGAGUCAGGCGUUUGUAUAAAGAAGGAUGUCGGGUUUUACAAUCGCAUUUCGGCACACAGAGACAUGUUUUCCGCUACAACGCGGUGCUGCUGAGGGCGAGAUUUGACGAGAACCUGAACGAGACAGACAUGCGCAAAGUGAAGAAGUUGCUGUUGGACGGAGAGCGUGAACUUUUCCUCAAGACUCACCCACAGCCACUCAAAUUUCCCAACUCUCCAGGUGGUGUAGCCUAUGCCAGAGAGCCUCAUGUACCUGACUGGCUAUUAGACACAUGGACACCGCUCGAGAAGGCGCAGUAUCCUGAGUAUUUCGCUCGGCGAGAGAUUCGCAAGACAGAGUUCAUAGAGAGGUGGGAGAAGAAGUAUGGGAAGGUCGACCCCGAGGAAUCCCACUGACGACAGUGUGAAAACGUUUACCUGGCGAAACGCUGACGACCGUGAAAAAACAUUUACUUGGCGUCACGCUCGCCACCUCGCGGAUGUGGUGUUUUGUGGACAUGGUUUCAUGAUUUGGUGGGUGGCCAGUGGAUUUAAACUACUGUCUACCAGUCAGCUAUCAACAGGGGCCGUUCAACAAUUAUAUGUUGUCUUGAACAGUGGGUCAAGCAGUUACCUCAGAAUGAGUUACAAAAUGUUGUGGGAAGGGGUGUUUGUUUAGAGUUGAAUAACAUUUUCUAUUUUUUACUUAUAAAGGAAAAUGCUACCCGUCAUUGCAGGUUUGUAGAAAGUAGGGGAGAAGCCGAUAUUGACGAAUGCUAUACAGUUAUAGUGGAGUGCCAUAGCAUUAAAAAAUGUUACUUGAGGUUGAAGAGGUAUAAAAAUCAUUCCUAGUUUUGCAAUAUGUAGUUGUUGAACGGACCUGUAAUACAAACACUGGGUGAACUAAUAUUGCUGUUAUAGCUUUGUACAAUUUAACAAGGGGUUUUCACAUUUUGAUGAUACUUGCAUUUUAAUAGGUGGCCCACAAAACAUGAUAUACAUGUACUUUAGGAUAAUUGUUAUUUUAGUGCUAGCAAAUUAGACAUCUGCAAUUUUCAGAUAAUUGCAUUUUCAUCGUAAGCCAUAAAACAGAAGCUUUAAGAUAACUGUUUUUAGGUUAAUCAGGGCCGUAGCUAGAAGGGGGUGGGAGCAACGGGGGCAGUUGCGCCCCCCCCCCCCCCCCCCCCCCCCCCCCCCCCAUAACAAAAUUACUGGUUAUUGAUAUUGAUGUUUUAAGUAUGUAACUUCCCAGAAAUGGCUGCAAAAUAGUACUUCAGAGCCUCCUGAAUUCCGGACCCGCUAGUAUUUUGUGCCUUCCAUGCUUUUUCAUUCCAAAAAUAUAUCUGCUCCCCACACAAAAAAAUCCUAGCUGCAGCCCUGAUUAAAUAACAACAGAUUUAAGAUUAUUGUAUUUUAAUGGGAACCCAUUAAGCAUCAGUGAGUUUUAGAUAAUUGUAUUUAAUGGUAGCCCAUUAACCAUAAAGCUGUUUAAAAUAACUAUACCUGAUUGGCUGGUAAAAUAAAAAAAAUGCAGGAUACUUAUAAACAGUCUAGGACAACCCACAAUACAAACAUUGGGUAAGGCUUUACUGCUAUGAUGGCAACAGUAAGUUAAUCUUUGUCCAGUAAUUGAGAAAAUGGUGGAUUUAAUGCAUGGAAAACUUAUACAAACAUUGGGUACGGCUUUACUGCUAUGAUGGCAACAGUAAGUUGACCUUUGUCAAGUAAUUGAGAAAAUGGUGGAUUUAAGGCAUGGAAAACUUGUCUGUUUUGGAUGACCAUUGUACGAACACUGGCAACUCAUCAUGCUGGUGUAUUCGGUGUUGUUUCGUAAAACUCUGAUUUUAGUUGUAGUCCUGUGACUUGAACAGUAAACAGCUCUGUAUUGUCUGAUCCACAGUGCCAACACCAAGUUGACAAAAACUGCCGUCAUAGUUUUCUAUCACUCUGUUUCUUGGUCUAAAGGUUUAGGAAAUGUUCCUUCUUACUAGCUACUCUGAUGAAUCUUAUUUCCAUUGAGCUACAAUACAUAUAAUCAAUACCCAGGCACGGUGGAGUAAUAAUUCUGAAUUGAAAAUAUUAUUGGUAGUAAAUCAUUGUAGAAUGCAGGAAAUUGCAUUUCAGGACAUCUAGUUUUAAAAAUUUGACGGGGAAGCAUACUCCCCGAACCCCACUAUAAACAUUUCUUUGCGCCCUCGAUCUCAGUCAGCGCCACCCCCCUCUUCAUGUCUACUUGCUUCCACCGUGCCCAAUACCUACAGGUUUUCAUUAAUGCCCAUUUGUCAGCUACAUAAAAUCCACAAUGGGAUCACUGGAUCAACUUUAGAUAUAGAAGAAAGAUUCUCUCGUCAUGUUUUACCAGCCAUGAUCUCUGGUAUGCUGAAUGUGUGCAGACAUCAUAUUUAUAGAUUUGUACAUAAACCAACUGUUACUAGUGAGCAAAUAAACAUUUUCUCAUUACUA
Molecule: messenger RNA, 2522 nt
Organism: Gigantopelta aegis
Lineage: Eukaryota; Metazoa; Mollusca; Gastropoda; Neomphalida; Peltospiridae
Product: NADH dehydrogenase [ubiquinone] 1 beta subcomplex subunit 9-like
Exons: 4
Coding region: 42-476 (144 amino acids)
Biological process (GO): mitochondrial electron transport, NADH to ubiquinone
Source: RefSeq, a predicted model, not a curated record